Molecule: messenger RNA, 1916 nt
Organism: Verticillium alfalfae VaMs.102
Lineage: Eukaryota; Fungi; Ascomycota; Sordariomycetes; Glomerellales; Plectosphaerellaceae
Exons: 5
Coding region: 1-1845 (614 amino acids)
Source: RefSeq, a predicted model, not a curated record
AUGUCAGUACCAGAAGGGCGCAUCAUCUCGCAACCGGCAAUCUACGACUGUUUCAAAGACAGACCUGAGAUCGAACCCAACAGUGACAUCUCUGGCCUUGGUAUUCUUGCCGGAUUCUUGGGAACAGCUUACUUGGCGGUUGUCAUCAUCACGGCACACUUUUUCCUAGCCUACGAUCCGAAUAAACGUCCCGACCAUGGGAUAGUUACUUCUGACCAAGACUGCGAGACGCAACAACUACAACCAAGCAGAGUGCAGAAUUUACGUCGGUCGGUGACUUCAUCGACGAAUGCCAUCAACAAUCUGCACUCCGAAGGACCAAUACAGCGCCGUAACGAAGACUACCCUCCCUCUUCCAGCCAGUUCGGAAGUCUAGCACUUCAAGAGGGUGUAACGACACCACGUGGGGGUCAAGAUCUGCUCGACCACCAGACACAAUGCAUUUGUGAGGCUGAAUGCGACAAAAAGUGGUCUCCCAAUCCUAUUGAUCAGCUCAUUUUCGGAAACGAAUUCGGUCGGUGGCUCUUUCCGAAACGAUCAUCGUUACAGGAUCCGGAUCCAUUCGCACGAGAUAUGCGAAAAGCCUUUGACCAUUACAUCCUAGCCUUCUGCGACGGUCAAUCAAUUACCGGCCUUGCGAUUCUAUUAAGCGCCUUCGCGAUGCUGGGAGGGCCUUCUGGCAUAUCUGCGUAUCACUGGCAGAUCGCUGUCCUCUUGGCAUGGCUUGCCAACAUCACGCACCUCGUUGGUCUUACGUUCUUGCAGGGUUACUUGCGUCAACGACCUUUGCAUCGAAACGUCCGUCUGGUUCCUACAACAAUAUUGCUAAUCCUCCUUCUCGUUGCGCUCUUCCCUACCGGAUGGUUCAACUGGUCGUAUUUGGACAGGCACUGGGGUGCCAAUCCCGCAAGCCCUUCCUCCUACGCUCGCUGUUUCUUCAACGUCCAGACUGCUACUCAGAGAGCACUAGACUCAAGCGAUAUGCGUGUCGGCUUUCCGGAAGGCUCUGGCUCGUCAAUGAUCUUUAGUAUGCUUUUUCUGAGCACGAGCUUUGGAAUUCGCCUCAUCAAGCUAUCGCGUCGCGCUUCCAAUUUCUUUCGAAAUGUGGUUCGACGUAGUGCUCGUCGACGGCUGCGUCAGCUUGCACUGGAUACCAUGGCCCGUUUUGAGACAGCAUCUCCCAGACUGAACUUUGUCCGCCAAUACUUCUUCGUCAAUUUCCUCAUCGCCAUACUCAUGACGGCACGCAUAUAUACGGAUGUGGCAACGUCGACCUUCUCCGAGGUUCUGUUCGCCUGGGUAGCGGUUCUUUGGGUAACUAUCCGCAUUUUCGCGACUCGAGCCUCGGUGCAUCUUGACGAAAAUGACUUUACAUUCGGUCAGAUUGUUGCCGUCCUGCUGCUCAUUGGACCUACCAUCACCGCCGCUUUGACCGCCUGGCCUCUGUUGCCACGACGUCGUACGCCUCAGGACUGCCGGCGCACCCGUCUAGCCCCUUUUUCAUGGCUGAAAGAAGGGAUCGUUGCUUGGGCAACAUCUUUCAGCACCCCCCAAUACAGAUUUGACGCAAACGAACCAAUCAACCACGUCAUGUGUCACCACAAGAAACCGCUCCAGUUGGCGAACAAGUCUAUGAGCUACCAAGCUCCCUGGACCGACGUCAUCGUGUUUAUCGUCGUGGUGAACCUUGUCGGGUGCUCAAUUGCUAGCAUCAGGCAUACUACUCUCUUCAUGGAACACACCCCCAAUGGUCUUGGUUUUCUACAGUGUCGGGAGAAGACGUUACUGGCAGUGAUCCAAAUGGAGAGUCGAACUACAUGCCAACUGUCUGACGAUGAAAUAUGAUGCCUUACACUAGGUACUGGCGUCCAAGGAAAGAAGCAGCCGCUAAACUUUGACCCGAAACGCGGAAAUAG